This is a messenger RNA of Octodon degus (degu), 1439 nucleotides long. It is a transcript of the gene Hdhd3, whose product is annotated as haloacid dehalogenase like hydrolase domain containing 3. The record is from RefSeq and is a predicted model, not a curated record. Bases 339 to 1088 code for a protein of 249 amino acids. NCBI's taxonomy places the organism in Eukaryota, Metazoa, Chordata, Mammalia, Rodentia, Octodontidae. The transcript has 2 exons.
GGCCCGGAAUCGCCGCCAUGCCUCGGGCCUCAGGCCUCGGGAGCGCGCUGCAGCCGAGCAGGGAUCCGGAAAGGCCGCCCCGCACAGCUCCCGGGACUGUCGCGCCCGGGCCGCGCCGCCGAGAACUGCUAGCGAGGUUUUGCAUUAACGGCGGGUUUAUUUAGACAUUGCCCCACGGAGCCCCAGAGGAAGUGGGGAAGGGCUCUUGUGCUGUGAAGAAGCUUUAAAGUGCUGCCUGUUAACCAGUAAUCCUGACCCACAGGACCUAGAAAAAGACUGUUAGGUUUGGAAGGUGGUCUUGUCCUGCUCAGCAACCUCCUGCACCGUGGGCCUUCUCCAUGGCAUGCCGGCUGCCGCUCCGUCUGCUGACAUGGGACGUGAAGGACACACUGCUCAGGCUCCGCCGCCCCGUAGGGGAGGAGUAUGCUGCUAAGGCCCAGGCCCAUGGGCUGGAGGUGGAGGCCACAGCCCUGGGACAAGCCUUUGGGCAAGUGUACAAGGCUCAGAACCACAGGUUCCCUACCUAUGGCCUGAGUCGUGGCCUUACCUCCCACCAGUGGUGGCAGGAUGUGGUCCUACAGACCUUCCACCUGGCAGGUGUCCAGGACACCCAGGCAGUAGCUGCCAUUGCUGACGAGCUCUACAGGGACUUCAGCAGCCCCUGCACCUGGCAGGUGUUAGAGGGGGCUGAGAGCACCCUGAGGAGCUGCCGAAAGCGGGGUCUGCAGCUGGCAGUGAUCUCAAACUUUGACCGCCGGCUAGAAAAUAUCCUGGUGGGUCUGGGCCUACGGGAACAUUUCGACUUUGUAUUGACUUCCGAGGCUGCUGGCUGGCCCAAGCCAGACCCCCGCAUUUUCCUCAAGGCCCUGAAGCUUGCUCACGCAGAACCAGCAACAGCAGCCCAUAUUGGGGACAAUUACCGCUGUGAUUACCAGGGAGCGCGGGCUGUGGGCAUGCACAGUUUUCUGGUGGCUGGUCCAGAGCCUCUGGACCCCACGAUCAGGGAUUCUGUACCUGAAGAACAUAUUCUCCCCUCACUCUCCCAUCUCCUGCCUGCCCUGGACCGGGGUUUAGCCCCUGGGCUGUGAGUGGGGAGGAAGUUCGCUGGGCCUAAACACUGAAGAUAGGAGGCCACUUCUCUCUCCCAGAUGUGGACUGGGCUUCUCCCUAUGCAGCCGAGUAACUUGUUCCCACUAUAAAGAACACUCCCUACAGGCCUCUGAGCUCACCUAUUCACCCUUUCCUGCCAUGAGCCUCCCUCCCCUUCACCCAUGUUCACUUUUGAGGGCUAGAGUGCUUACCUAGCAUGAGUGAGAACCUGAGUUUGAACACUAGUAGUGGAAAACAAAAGAAAAAAGCAUUUUUGACCUUUUAGUAGCAUUGCCACUGGGAUUCUGAAACCCCUCUAUCAAAAUAAAAAACCUAGAGGGGUUGAACCA